This is a messenger RNA of Lacerta agilis (Sand lizard), 2327 nucleotides long. It is a transcript of the gene CDK18, whose product is annotated as cyclin dependent kinase 18. Bases 57 to 1472 code for a protein of 471 amino acids. The record is from RefSeq and is a predicted model, not a curated record. Gene Ontology annotation, molecular function: protein kinase activity; ATP binding. Gene Ontology annotation, cellular component: cytoplasm; nucleus. The transcript has 15 exons. Lineage: Eukaryota; Metazoa; Chordata; Lepidosauria; Squamata; Lacertidae. Gene Ontology annotation, biological process: protein phosphorylation.
UGUUUUUCCUUCCUUCCCAAUCCAGAUCCUGUUGUUACCUUGCCACAGAAGAUACAAUGAACAAGAUGAAAACUUUCAAGCGGCGUUUUUCCCUUUCGGUUCCCCGGACAGAAACGAUUGAGGAGUCGCUGGCAGAGUUCACCGAGCAGUUUAACCAGCUCAACAACAGAAAGAACGAAGAUAUGGCACAAGGGCGCCUGCAUCCGAGUCAUCUGAACAGGGACAUCCAGACGCAGCCCAGCUCCACUUCGCCUUUGGAAGGCCCAUCCCCAACCGCUGUGCGUUACCGAAAUGGCAACCAGCGUCGGUUUUCAAUGGAGGACGUCAGCAAGCGCCUCUCUCUGCCCAUGGAUAUUCGCCUUCCCCCAGAGUUCCUCCAGAAACUAGAGAUGGAAAGUCCAGAGAUUUCAAAGCCUCUUAGCAGGAUGUCUCGACGGGCUUCUCUGUCAGACAUUGGGUUUGGAAAGAUGGAAACAUAUGUUAAACUGGAGAAGCUAGGGGAGGGUACCUAUGCCACUGUCUUUAAAGGGCGCAGCAAGCUCACCAAGAACCUGGUUGCCCUGAAGGAGAUCCGAUUAGAGCACGAGGAAGGGGCCCCCUGCACAGCUAUACGGGAAGUUUCCUUGCUGAAGAACCUCAAGCAUGCGAACAUUGUGACCCUCCAUGAUAUCAUUCACACGAAAUGCUCCCUAACUCUUGUCUUUGAGUUUCUGGACAGUGACCUGAAGCAGUACCUGGAUAACUGUGGGAAUCUGAUGAGCAUGCACAAUGUGAAGAUCUUCAUGUUCCAGCUGCUGCGUGGUUUGUCCUACUGCCACCAGCUUAAGAUCCUACACAGAGAUCUCAAACCACAGAAUCUGCUCAUUAAUGGGAAAGGGGAACUGAAACUCGCAGAUUUUGGUCUAGCCAGAGCUAAAUCUGUCCCAACAAAAACAUAUUCCAAUGAAGUGGUCACGUUGUGGUAUCGGCCUCCUGAUGUUCUACUAGGAUCCACAGAAUACUCCACUCCCAUUGACAUGUGGGGUGUGGGUUGCAUACACUAUGAAAUGGUCACAGGACGCCCCAUGUUCCCAGGAUCAACCGUGAAAGAAGAGCUGCAUUUAAUAUUCAGGACAUUGGGAACCCCUACAGAAGAAUCUUGGCCGGGCAUCACAUCCAAUGAAGAAUUCAAGGCAUAUAAUUUCACACAGUAUCGAGCCCAGCCAUUGAUAAACCAUGCACCAAGACUGGACACAGAAGGAAUCGACCUUUUGAUGAGUCUCCUCCUGUAUGAAGCCAAAAGACGCAUUUCUGCAGAAUCUGCCCUGCGGCACCCUUACUUUACGGCACUCGGUGAACAAGUGCACCUCCUUCCUGAGACUGCCUCCAUCUUUUCUCUGAAAGAAAUACAACUUCAAAAGGACCCUGGCUAUCGAGGCUCAAGCUUCCAGCAUUCUGCUCGAGGAAAGAACAGGAGGCAGAGCAUAUUUUAAACCUGGUUUAACUCAUUCAUUGCAUCACUGGGGAGAUCAAAGCACUGAGAGGGGAGAGGACCACACAGAUCCCAUGGAGGCCACGCUCAGAAUGAUGAAGGCCGGUAUCAACACAACCAAAGCUGCCCUGCAUUACAAAGCUGCUGCAUGACUGCUUUCCAGGAUUCCACAACUUUCAGCAGUCCCCCACCCACAACACCCCAAAAAGACCUGGUGCCUGGCCCAGCCCCCAUCCAUCACACAGCAAUUGGCAUAAUCCUACUCUCUGGAUGAGGAUCAAGCAAUUAACUGCCCCAAGCGCGCUUGCUGCUGCUUUAGAGGGAAGCAAACAUGGAGGCAGCAAGCCAGGGCCAAGAUCUCGCAGCAGAAUCAACACCUGCUUUGCUUCUUAGAUGACGUGUCAUGAUGAAUGUGCAGAAUUCCAUUCUUUGUUUCUCUCUCCCCCCCCCCCCAUCACCAGGCGACUCCUAGGACAACAUGAUGAGUAUGAUGUUAACAGCAGGAAAGCCCUUUGAUCCACUUUUAUGCAGAGUUCUCUGGCUUUGAACUGAAAAGGAAACCUGUUUUCUUUUGAGUUGCCUCUGCUCUCUUUAUCGGGGAAUGAAUCUCAAUUCCAAAUGGUACAAACAUUUAAGAGAGAGGAUGGGAGUGGGGAGGCCUUUUGCUGGAUUUUCUUUGCCCUCUCGCUCCCUGCCCCAUUCUGUUUCCUAGUGUUUGUUUUCUGAACUGAAGCUGCUAUACAAGGAAAUCAUGAUUUCUUAGAUUUCUACCCAGUGUUUCUGAGAAUCUCUCUGUAGCUCGUCCUGAGAAUCAUUCAUCAGAAACCUAAAUAAAUAGGUGCACUUUCACUACAAA